Molecule: messenger RNA, 1033 nt
Organism: Kickxella alabastrina
Lineage: Eukaryota; Fungi; Kickxellomycota; Kickxellomycetes; Kickxellales; Kickxellaceae
Exons: 2
Coding region: 203-943 (246 amino acids)
Source: RefSeq, a predicted model, not a curated record
CAAGUGUAGCAGGGCUCCGAGCCCCUUGUUUGAGGUGAACACUAACGCAAACCACAUAUAAGUUGAGCGAAAUGCCCAAGUUGUUCACCCUCAUAUUUUCUCUUCUCUUCCCUCAAGUCCUUCUUUUUCAUCUUUUUCAUUUUAUAUAUUUUAAUAUCACAGCCUUCCACCACCAAAAAAUACUAUUAGCAAAUUUUUACCCAUGGCCACUUUUAACUGGAAAACAUCUCUGCAAAAGCAGGAGAGCGGCACGCAGCGCGCCCUGGUGAAAUUCAACGGAGCUGAAGCCGCCAAGACAGCCAUCCUUUUGUCCAACGCGCACAUCAACUACGAGCCCAUCACUGUCACCCCGCUGUUCCCCGAGGCCUCCCCCUCGACGCCUCCUCCCUCGGGACCUGCCAGCCACGACACUACCGAGCGCCAGUCGUCGCCCAUUGCCGAUGCCAACGCCAACUACGAGGGUAAGCCCGCGCUGUACGUCGUUCACGAGCUGCUUGCUGCUGGCUACCUUGUGGGCAAGCAUGUUGUCAACCGCGCUUCUGAGUUUGACGCAAAGUACCGUGUCACUAACCGCACUCAGGAGCAGGCGCGGUCGUUGGACAGUCAGUACAAGUUUAGCAACUACCUGCAGCAGUGGGAUGAUAAGUUCAACGUUACCAAGCGCGCAAUGGAUGCGUAUAACAAGGUGCAGAGCCACCCGGUUGGACAGAAGGUCAUCCUCACUGUCAACGAGGCAUACCAGUCGGCGUUGCAGUUGUCGCAGGAUGCUCGCGAUAUUGCCGAGAGGAAGCGCGCUCACGAUGAGAAGCUCUUUGGCAAGUUCCCCCUGCCUUCUGACCCCGAUGCUGGCAGCAGCACCAGCGGCAGCAACAAAAACAGCAACAGCAACAGCGACACACCUCCCAAUUAUGAGAAGAGCGGCCCUUCCAGCAGCGGCAACUAAUAGUUUAUUUUCAAUUCAUAUUUAUUAAAGUCACCAAAGUAAAUUUUUUAUUUCCUUACAAUUCUCAAAUACAACGAAACAUACAUAAAG